Molecule: messenger RNA, 1119 nt
Organism: Nymphaea colorata (pocket water lily)
Lineage: Eukaryota; Viridiplantae; Streptophyta; Magnoliopsida; Nymphaeales; Nymphaeaceae
Exons: 6
Coding region: 210-848 (212 amino acids)
Biological process (GO): vacuolar proton-transporting V-type ATPase complex assembly
Cellular component (GO): extrinsic component of endoplasmic reticulum membrane
Source: RefSeq, a predicted model, not a curated record
GCCGCUAGCCUUAAGUGCGUGUCUGCACAGGAAGAAGACUGCAACAGGAAAAAUUUUCUCGUGUGUUCGGUUUCUCGAUUCCUCGGUUGCAUACACAAACACCCGUUUGGUUCGUUUAGUAGUUCGUGAGUUAUCAACGCUUCCACACAAGCAAGAACCGUUGUUGGGAUCCUGAAAUCGGGCGAUCAUUGCCUUCUUUUACCGCGAGGAUGGGCGAUCCUUCCCUCGAUGUCCUUCGGAUUUUGGACUCCUUGGACGAGUACCUCACCCUGUCAGAUUCAUUGUCUUCGACACUACGGCAGGGAUGGCUGGAUCUAGCUGGUGCACGGCAUGCUAUGGGUACUUCGCGGGUAACUGGUGCAGUUUUUGACCUUAAACCACAUCCUGCUGCUGCAACUUUUCAUGUAAAGUUAGAAGAUGAAAGUGUAUCAGAUACGAUUGCUGAAGUUGAAGAAGGAAGCCACAUCACACCAUGUCUAAGGCAUCCUUCUUUUACUCUUUCCAAGGAGCAUGUAGACAGUGAAAGAGGUUUAGAACCAGAAGGACAGAAACAACCUAACUCUGUUGGUGCAGAGUUGCGAUGCCGGGUCCCUUCGCGAACUUGUGAGGGCCACCAGAAAGAACAAUCAGCAAACGAUGAAGUUCAAGCUUCUCUGGAUGCUCAGGUGCAGAAGCAAAGGUCAAAGCUACUCUCUGUUUAUGGAGUUCUGGUCUCUCCAAAGCUGAGAGGUGCCCAAAUCUCAUUUGAGAGAGCACUACAAACCAUAGUAGACCUAGCAAAUGCACGUGCAAGAAUGAUGGCUGCUUUUGAACGAAUUGAAAGAGAUAUGAAGAUAAAUCUCAAAUAAAUAUGGUUGUUGAUUGUGGGGAGCAAAGUGUAGACCAUUGUAAUUCUGCACGGAUGGAGACUCAUUUAAUGGCAAUAUUGAACGCAACCAAGGAAUGUUGACUUCGAUCAUGCGAUGUGUACAAUUGAUACUUGUGUUCCUAUAUGUCCUUGCAAGUUAGUAGGGCAAUUUUCCCACAGGCUUAACAUCAUCCAUCCCUUUUUGAUAGCACAAUCUAUGACUUUCUCUUUAGAUUAUCAGUAAAGUUUGUUGUCACUUGUUAAUUCCUUUA